AUCUCCACCGGCGGUGGCCCCGCGACCCCUUCUCCGCUCGCAGCUGCGGGCACAGCUCCGGCCGCCCCACCAGAGGCGGUGCCGGCGGCCCCGAGCGCUCCGCGGCGCGUUCGCCUCCAAUCGCGGGUCCGGGGCGGGGCCCGGCGGUGACAUUGAGGGGAGCCGAGCAGGGCCGAGGCAGCGCCAUGUGGGGCCGCGCCGAUAGGGCUGUUAAACUGCUGGGAAGAAAUAUUCCUUCAAUUCUAAGGAUGACUGAAGGAGUGGAUCUGAAGAUAAGCAGAAGGCUUUGCAUUAAACCCCAGGAAGAAAGUCAACUUCAGUCAAAGAGUCGAUCUCCUUUGAGGGUGCCUGGAUACAAGCCUACAGACUGGGAGAAAAGAUUUUUGUUGUGGGCAGGCCAUUUCAAGAAACCAGAGGACAUACCAGAGACUGUCUCGAUUGAAACAGUCAGAGCAGCAAAGACCACACUGCGUGUGAAGUUCAGCUAUGUAAUGAUUGCCUUGACAAUAGUGGGAUGCAUCAUCAUGGUGAUUAGAGGGAAGCAGGCUGUAAAAAGACAUGAAACUCUUACAAACAUAAACUUGGAGAAGAAAGCCCAGUGGAGAGAGGAAAGUACUGCAUCUGCUAAACCUUAAAAGAGGAAAUGAAGAGCAAGAACUGGGGAAGAAAAGCGAAGUCCUUUUCAGCACUGAAAGGAGGAUAUAGUCACAUUUUUCCUGUAUGUUAGUUCUGUGCACUCAUUUUCAAGAAAGAAUGAAUACAUUAUCCAUUAAUAACUAAACCUGGAAAUACCUAUUUUCUUUUGCUAAUAACUGCCCCUUUCUUUCAAACUCUUUUCUUCGUGGUUAGUGGGACAGGACACAUGAGCAAACUGGAGAGACAAAGUAAUUGAUUCCCAUAUAUGCUAUGCACUAGACUAAGCAUCUUUUAAAAUACUGCAGAAGCUGUACUUGCAUUCUUGGUACCAAUCCCCUUUAUGAAAGGUCUUACUUACCACUUACAAGAAGGUGACUUCGACAAAAGGACAGUCCAUUUAGUUUCCACUUGUACAAACAAAAUACCUUCACUGGGCAGUCAUCCACUAUCAGCAGCUCUUUCAGGUCCUUUCAAGGUCCCCUCAGGAAGAAGGGGGCUAUAUGGAAGAAUGGGGCUAUACUUAUUCUGUAUGUUUCCCUUUGUGCAAGACAGAAAAAUUAUUAAGGGAGCCCUCGAGUCAGGAGUAAUUGUCUGACCUGCAUUAACAUCAUCAAAAUGAUCAUAACUUAGCCUGCUUACCCGCUCUAGGUGCAAUUAUUCUGGCUGCAUUUAAGUGAGGGAUUGCUUUCUGUGAAGAACUGCCUGCCUUCAGUAAAACAAGGAGGGAGAUGGAUAGUGAAACAGCGUUCCAGAGAACCACUGUGUUGCAGCUGACAACCUAAUGGUUGUUACACCAGAGCUGGAACAGAGAUGACAAUUUUGAGGAAUAUUGAGCAACAGCUUCAACGUGUACUGUCAGAUUUAGUAUUUUGAGGCACAUGAGUAUGAGAAAGUCCAUCAGGCAUUCCUGCUCUCUGCUACUAAGCUCUUUUUUUUCAAAUCUCAUUUAUUUGUAUUUUCCCCCUUUAAGUCGUCAUCUGUACUUUCAUUUUACUAGCCCACCUAGAGAUCACCUGCCUUAUGUUUUAGAAGUGGCAGUCCCAGUAAUACCUGCAAAGAGCAACUCCCAACAGUUCUAAUUCUGGCAUUGAGCCCAAAGAGUCACACACUAUUCACGCUGAACAGUUUGCAGCAGCCAGAGAUAGUAUUUUUCCUUCUCCUUACAGUUCAUUUGGAAGGAAAUGCAGAUUGGAAAUGUCAGGACUGCUCAAAACCUGUUACUUCCCAGCACUGCCUGCUCACUGGUCCUGAGGACUCCAAAAAGAGAAGAGACAUAUAUAUCAGUUUGACAGAUUUAGCUUGUGAACUUGCUCAUAGCAGGAGGGAAAUUAUUUUUUUUGAAACUUUUUCCAGAUUAGUUUUGUUAUACUACUAAAAAUUAGCACUAUUGCUGAGUGAAUCAAAAGCUCUACAAAAAUGCAUGGGAAAUCUUCUCUUUAUACCUGGAAAAGAGAAGCAGUAAAAUCUCUACUGCAGUCCUU
Messenger RNA from Pipra filicauda (Wire-tailed manakin), 2117 nucleotides. It is a transcript of the gene FAM162A, whose product is annotated as family with sequence similarity 162 member A. Gene Ontology annotation, biological process: cellular response to hypoxia; neuron apoptotic process; positive regulation of release of cytochrome c from mitochondria. The record is from RefSeq and is a predicted model, not a curated record. Bases 186 to 635 code for a protein of 149 amino acids. NCBI's taxonomy places the organism in Eukaryota, Metazoa, Chordata, Aves, Passeriformes, Pipridae. The transcript is spliced from 5 exons. Gene Ontology annotation, cellular component: mitochondrion.